This is a messenger RNA of Tarenaya hassleriana, 1391 nucleotides long. RefSeq names its product 4'-phosphopantetheinyl transferase gsp. Bases 264 to 1214 code for a protein of 316 amino acids. Gene Ontology annotation, molecular function: magnesium ion binding; holo-[acyl-carrier-protein] synthase activity. NCBI's taxonomy places the organism in Eukaryota, Viridiplantae, Streptophyta, Magnoliopsida, Brassicales, Cleomaceae. The record is from RefSeq and is a predicted model, not a curated record. Gene Ontology annotation, cellular component: cytosol. The transcript has 7 exons.
UUUUCGUUUGUUUUUUUUUGUUGCGAUGGCGCGAUCUCUCUCUCUGUUAAAGUAGGAUGUCCGUUUUGAUUGAAUCGUGACCGAUGGUUUCAGAAGAUUCAACGGGUCGCCUCGCCUGUUUCCGAAUUUUAAGUUUGAUUCAGCUCUUUGAUGGUGUUCUCCUACAGGCGGAUUUGGUAUCCCCAUUUGUAUGUUCUAUGUUCAUUUGAUGGUGGCGAUUUUGGGAUUUUCUCUAAAGGGCGUAAACAUUGUUUCCGGCGGAGAUGAGAUUCGGUGCAAUGACGCAAGUGCAACGGAGUUUCUCGACUGAGUUGCCUCCUCUUGUUCCCGUGCAACUCCCAUCUCGAAUGGAAGCUCAUCUGUGGUAUGUACUUCCUGACGAGGUGAAGAGUGAAUCUCUUCUGAGACAGUAUUCUGAGCUUCUGUCACCAUGCGAGAAAGAUAAUGUUCUCCAGAUGCGAGGCGAUGACCUCAAGAAAAAGGCUUUGCUUGCCCGUGCGCUGGUUCGGACUACAAUUUCAAGAUAUCUGGUAAAUAAUGAAGUGGAUCCUAGAUCCUUGAAGUUUAAGAAGAAUAUUUAUGGGAAGCCUGAGGUGGAUUGGCAAGAUGAUGAGAAAUGUGCUAACAACCCAUCAUUGCAUUUCAACCUUUCUCACACAAGUUCAUUGAUAGCCUGUGGGGUGACUGUAAAUGUCCCUAUUGGUAUUGAUGUCGAAGACAAGAGAAGGAGUAUAACACAUGAUGUCUUGGCGUUCGCUAGAAGAUAUUUCUCGUCCGAUGAAGUGAACUUUCUGUCAAGUUUACCAGACGCUGAGGUUCAGCGGGAGGAAUUCAUCAAGUUAUGGAUUCUCAAGGAGGCAUAUGUGAAAGCCCUAGGAAGAGGAUUCUCCGCUUCACCUUUCAAUACAUUUACAAUCCGAUCCAGGACUGAAAUGAAUGGAGGCUACGGUCUAUCCAAGGCAUCAGAGAUCACUUUGAAGUUGCCUGAUGAUGCAGAAAAAUGUAAUAAUGAAUGGAAAUUUGCCCUUUUGGAGUUGGCUGGUUAUCAUUUUGCUGCAAUCUGCGUUGGAGAGGAUAAAACAAGCGGAGGUGCGAUUUCAGGAUUGGUAGGAUUUGAUAUUAUGAAGUGUCCGUUAUCGCUUCUUCAAAACUUUCCUCAUUUUCGCAGGUGCUCCCCUGAAGGUGAUUGUCCGGAAAACCAUCCCGUUCGUUGAAGACGAACAUGUUACCGAAUUGGAACUUCCAUAGCAAACCACAACAAAACCGACUAAGUUAUUGUAUUGCUCAAGCAUCAAACUUCUUACAGGCAUCCUUCUGACAUGUAUAGCUUGAUGACAUCAUCAUUUGCAGACAUUCCAUGUAAGUGGCAGUUUGUAUAACUUAUUAUAUUA